AUGUCGUAUUUGCACUGUGUCGAGGUUUUCGUCAAGGUCAGAGUGGAUAGUUCAGCCUGGCUUCUGCUAAUCUACUCUGGUCCAGGCCGUUCCCUGAAUUCCUGUCAAUUCGCUUUUCACAAUAUGUGCCAAGAGCAGCAGCAGCAGCAGCAACAGCAUCAACAGCAGCAGCAACAACAACAACAACAACAACAGCAACAGCAACAGCAACGACAGCAACAGCAACGACAGCAACAGCAACGACAGCAACAACAGCCACAGAUGUCUGUCCCUGUCAAUCAGGGCCUGGUGCCGUUUCCACCGCCCCGUCAUGAGUUAUCUGCACCACCAGCAGUUCAACCCGAGGGCACUGCCAGCACGGCCUCUUACAGCAGCGAGAGCAGCGCUUCUGCGCUCCUCUCUCCGAGUUUGGAAAGUAUUACGACCAAAGGCGAGCCGCCCCGGAAACGAGGCCGGCCAAGCAAAGCCGAAGCGGAGCGACGCAAGGCGGCUGCCGAGGCUCGAGGCGAAGCAUACCCUCCUCCCCGAAGGUCGGGGUCUCAUAGGCUGAAAGCUCCUUCAACACCAGCCAGCCCGCCAGGAGUUAUGUCUUCAAGCACUUCUUUUACACCUCAGCCGGGUCUCCGGCCCGUGGAAGUCCAGAAUCCGGAGCUGCGCUAUGCACCGCCGCCUGGGAGGCCAGUUACGCUCAUGGCACCCAUCGACGAUGGACGAGCAAGAGGGGUACCGACGCGUGACCCCGGACCGAUACUAAGAGAGCUUCCAAGACCGACCGACCCACGGCAGUCUCUACCUUCACCCCAAGCGUUACAAAUGAGCCACGCAGAGCCGGUGGCGCGAAUGGAUCCUGGGGAGCGACCAUUUGAGCCUCGUCCCUCAGAAAGGUUCUCCUUUGGAGACAGCAGUCGACGUAUCCUGACCGAUCCUGCAAGCAGACGGCCAGAAGCGCCCGCAUUGUCUACUCCCGAAGUACCUGCUGCCACUUCAGCCGAAAGAAGACCCGAGUGA
This is a messenger RNA of Aspergillus novofumigatus IBT 16806, 1008 nucleotides long. Its product is annotated as putative AT DNA binding protein. NCBI's taxonomy places the organism in Eukaryota, Fungi, Ascomycota, Eurotiomycetes, Eurotiales, Aspergillaceae. Gene Ontology annotation, molecular function: transcription cis-regulatory region binding. Gene Ontology annotation, cellular component: nucleus. Bases 1 to 1008 code for a protein of 335 amino acids. The transcript is spliced from 2 exons. The record is from RefSeq and is a predicted model, not a curated record. Gene Ontology annotation, biological process: regulation of transcription by RNA polymerase II.